This is a messenger RNA of Seminavis robusta, 1188 nucleotides long. Lineage: Eukaryota; Bacillariophyta; Bacillariophyceae; Naviculales; Naviculaceae. The record is from the annotation of a GenBank genome assembly.
AUGCUACUCCCAAUGAAGACACCGCAUCGAUGGUUUCUCACUGCGCCGCUACUGCUGUUGUGUUCGUAUCUCGCAACCGCGAGUGACACUGGCGAUGCAGAUGAUAAUGAUACUAGUUUCACCAGUGGCAUGGCUGCCCAAGUCCGAUUGCACGAUGGCAACACGAUGCCCGUGUUGGGAUUGGGAGUGGCCCUCACUGCCGAAGCGACGUAUUCCGCCGUCCAAUCCUCACUUGAAGUGGGAUACCGAUUGAUUGAUACGGCCGCCGAAGAGUCCUAUGGCAACGAAGAUGCGGUCGGGCAAGCGAUUCGAGACUACAUCCAUAAAGAAGAAACAACAACAAUCACACGAGACAAUGUCUUUGUGACGACCAAACUGUGGGAUUCGGAUCAUGGCUUUUACGAAACUCUAGAAGCAUUUGACGAAUCCUACGACACGUUGGAUCUUGGAACGAUGGAUUUGUAUCUCAUGCAUUCACCAUUUGGUGGGAGAUUGAUUGAAACAUGGGAUGCCAUGCUAUACGCUCAGUCGCAAGGACAUGUCAAAUCCAUUGGAGUGUCGAAUUUUGGCAUUCCCCAUUUGCAAGCCAUUCUCGAUAGUGGACGACCCUUGCCGGUCGUGAAUCAAAUUGAAAUGCAUCCACUGGUAUUCCGACGACGUGCGCCUCUCAUUGAAUGGUGUCAAAGACACAACGUGCAGAUACAAGCCUACGGAAGUCUCAUGCAUGGAUAUCCGGAAUGGUUGACCACACCGCAAUUGUUGGUCGACUUGGCACGGAAAUACGAUUCUUCAGAGCAACAACAAGUCACAACGGCACAAAUCCUCUUGAGAUGGGCCUUGCAGCAUGACUUUUUAAUCAUACCCAAGUCAUCGAAACGAAAACGCAUUGUGGAGAAUGCGCAAUUGUACAAUUUCUUUCUUUCAGAGGAAGACAUGAAGCUUCUGGAUGACUGGGGUGACAACGUCACACCUCAACAGGGAAACUUGUACAAGAUGGAUUGGAACUGGAAUCCCGUCGAUGAAGCAUCGGUUCAUUUAGGCCGAACAGACUAUUGGCCACACUAUGAAGGUGUCGUUUGGGAAGACCACGAAUACGACCACGAGGAACCAGAAGAAGGGGAUGACGUCUACGAGGAGAGCGACGAAGAUGAAAUCGACGGCGACGCGGCAACCCACAAUGAGCUAUAG